Molecule: messenger RNA, 1980 nt
Organism: Sphenostylis stenocarpa
Lineage: Eukaryota; Viridiplantae; Streptophyta; Magnoliopsida; Fabales; Fabaceae
Source: the annotation of a GenBank genome assembly
AUGAGUUUCAGGGAAGAGACUGGAGAUGCCAGGGAUCUUCAGAAACCGUUUCUGCACACCGGGAGUUGGUACAAGAUGGGUUCCAGGCAGUCCAGCAUCAUGGGAUCCUCCACUCAGGUCAUCCGCGACGGCGCUGUCUCCGUCCUCUUCUGCGUCCUCAUCGUCGCCUUGGGUCCCAUCCAAUUCGGCUUCACAUGUGGGUAUUCUUCUCCAACUCAAGGGGCUAUAGUACGCGAUCUAAAGCUCUCAGUUUCGGAGUUCUCUUUGUUUGGAUCUUUGUCCAAUGUGGGCGCGAUGGUGGGGGCUAUAGCAAGUGGUCAGAUAGCUGAAUACAUAGGGCGCAAAGGGUCGUUGAUGAUUGCUGCAAUUCCCAAUAUAAUAGGGUGGCUUGCUAUUUCUUUCGCCAAAGAUUCCUCGUUUUUGUUUAUGGGGAGGUUGUUGGAAGGUUUUGGCGUAGGGAUCAUCUCUUAUGUGGUGCCUGUAUAUAUAGCUGAGAUUGCACCUCAAAACAUGAGAGGUAGCCUUGGAUCAGUGAACCAGCUCUCUGUUACAAUCGGCAUUUUGCUGGCUUAUUUGUUGGGCCUUUUUGUCAACUGGAGAGUGCUUGCAAUUCUAGGAGUUUUGCCUUGUACAGUAUUAAUACCUGGAUUAUUUUUCAUUCCAGAAUCCCCCAGAUGGUUGGCCAAGAUGGGGAUGACAGAUGAGUUUGAGACUUCUUUGCAAGUGUUACGAGGAUUUGACACCGACAUAUCUGUGGAAGUGCAUGAAAUUAAGAGAUCUGUGGCUUCAACAGGAAAAAGAGCUGCAAUCCGAUUUGCAGAUCUCAAGAGGAAAAGAUAUUGGUUCCCCUUAAUGGUUGGAAUUGGAUUGCUUGUUCUUCAGCAAUUAACUGGCAUCAAUGGAGUUUUGUUCUAUUCAACUACCAUCUUUGCAAACGCAGGAAUUUCAGCUAGUAAUGCUGCUACAGUUGGACUUGGUGCCAUUCAGGUGCUAGCAACUGGAAUUGCCACAUGGUUGGUGGACAAAAGUGGGCGGAGGCUGCUUUUAAUAAUAUCCUCAUCUGUAAUGACAAUUAGCCUUGUCAUUGUUUCAACAGCAUUCUAUCUAGAGGGGGUUGUAUCAGAGGAUUCACAACUAUUCAGCAUUUUGGGAAUACUUUCUGUUGUUGGUCUUGUGGUUAUGGUGAUCGGGUUCUCUCUAGGCCUCGGACCCAUCCCUUGGCUGAUAAUGUCUGAGAUACUUCCAGUGAAUAUAAAGGGCCUUGCUGGAAGUAUAGCGACAAUGGGAAAUUGGCUGUUUGCGUGGGUGAUCACGUUGACUGCUAACUUACUUUUAAAUUGGAGCAGUGGAGGGACAUUUACAAUCUACGCAGCAGUAUCUGCCAUAACUAUUGCUUUUAUAGUGAAAUUUGUCCCUGAGACCAAAGGAAGAACAUUGGAAGAAAUUCAAUCAGAGGAUUCAAACAGAAAUUUGGGUUCAACACUAGCUAUGCCUUUGGGGGAGGACUAUGAGGAGGCUAGGAACCUUAGAAUACCUUUCGUCAACAACAACGCAGGAAAUGACAACCUCUUUGUUGUGCUAUGCGUUCUCCUCGUUGCGUUGGGUCCUAUCCAAUUCGGUUUCACGUGUGGUUAUUCAUCUCCAACACAAGCUGAAAUGAUUCGCGAUCUUAAUCUCUCAAUUUCAAGGUUUUCACUGUUUGGAUCUUUAUCUAACAUUGGUGCAAUGGUGGGAGCAACAGUCAGUGGUCAAAUAGCAGAAUACUUUGGACGUAAAGGGAGACCCACACAUAAUAAGUCACUAAUAGUCGCAGCAGUCCCAAAUAUAUUUGGAUGGCUCGCCAUUUCUGUAGCGAAAGAAGAAGAGACGAAGGAGAAGGAGGAGGAAGAGGACUUGUUUGAAGCUAUUCAUAUUACUCCAUUUGAAUUUGGUCCCAGUGAGGUGGAAUACAUGUGGUGUGGGAGACUUGUUGAAGGAUGA